GCAGCGCAGCCUGGGACUUUUUUUUUCUUCCCUCUCGCAUCAUGUAAAUCGACGAGAAACAGGGAACCCCGCUUCAGAGAGAUUUCCUCUGUGCUGCCGACCACAAGUGAUGGGCUACUGAUCGGAAUACGCGCCGGGGGAAAGAGGACUUUUUGUACAUCCCCGACUCCCGAAGAAACAUGUCCAUAUGCUACGCUGAUUAGACAGCACUCGAGUGAUUGUCCAACUUUUUUUUUCCCUUUUGUCCUUUUUUACGCACCUCUCUUUGAGGAUCCCCUCACAGCCCCCUAGCCGCCCAACCUUCCAACUUCAAUCACUUUGUCAACCCUAGAGGCCUCCUGACAAGAUUCGUGCAGGACGCGAGUGACAUGACACAAGGGGGAACCGGCGCAGAUCAGCUAGGGUGGCCAUCAGGACUUUAAAUAAGCAGAAUCCAAUUGGAGCGCUCCUAUCCGGUGAACAUCACAAAAGCCACACAAGUCUCUACCCACAAUGAGGAUGCACACGCUGCUGGCGGUGGUCUUGCUGCUAUUCGUCGUCACUGCCGGGUCCUUCACAGGCGCGGCCCAGGAAUUUAAUCACGACGAGGAAGGCGUGGAUCAGGAGUUCCUCCACGUGAACAGAUACAAGAGGGCCAGUGACUCUCAGCAGGACAACAAAUGCUCGUACACCUUCAUCGUACCACAGCAGAAGGUGACGGGAGCCAUCUGCGUCAACUCCAAGGUGCCCGAUGCCAUCCUGGAGAACAGAGUGAACAAGCAGGAGCUGGAACUGCUCAACAAUGAACUGCUCAAGCAGAAGAGGCAGAUCGAGACGCUGCAGCAGCUGGUGGAGGUGGACGGCGGCAUCGUCAACGAGGUCAAGCUGCUCCGCAAGGAGAGCCGCAACAUGAACUCGCGGGUGACGCAGCUCUACAUGCAGCUGCUGCACGAGAUCAUACGCAAGAGGGACAAUGCCCUGGAGCUCUCGCAGCUCGAGAACAAGAUCCUGAACCAGACCACCGAGAUGCUGCAGCUCACCAACCGCUACAAGGACCUGGAGUACAAGUACCAGCACCUGGCUAACCUGGCAAACAACCAGUCCAUCCUGAUCGCACAACUCGAGGAGCAAUGCCAGAGGCUACCCAUCAGACCCAUCCCUCAGCCGCCGCCCGCCCAGCCGAAUAAAGUGUUCCAGCCGCCACCCUCCUUCCCACGCAUCACCAACCAGAUCACCAAUGAGAUCCAGGGAGACCAGAACCUGAAAGACCAGCAGCAGGCCCUCCCGCCACCACUGCCCACCAUGCCAUCUAUCACCGUCAGCCCAACUGCCACCAACAGACCAUCAGGUCCCUGGAAGGAUUGUCUACAAGCGCUCGAGGACGGCCAUGACACCAGUGGCAUAUACCUGGUGAAGCCCGAGAAUGCCAACAGGCUGAUGCAGGUGUGGUGCGACCAGCGGCACGACCCCGGAGGCUGGACAGUCAUCCAGAGGCGACAGGAUGGCUCUGUUAACUUCUUCCGGAACUGGGAGACAUAUAAGCAAGGCUUUGGGAACAUCGACGGAGAGUACUGGCUCGGCCUGGAGAACAUUUACUGGCUCACCAGCCAGGGCAACUAUAAGCUGCUGGUCACCAUGGAGGACUGGCUGGGCCGCAAGGUAUUUGCCGAGUAUGCCAGCUUCAGACUCGACCCAGAACCGGAGUUCUACAAACUCCGGCUCGGCCGCUACCAUGGUAACGCUGGGGACUCCCUGACGUGGCACAAUGGGAAGCAGUUCACUACUCUGGACAGAGAUCACGAUGUGUACAACGGUAACUGCGCCCACUACCAGAAGGGAGGCUGGUGGUACAAUGCCUGUGCCCACUCCAACCUCAACGGCGUGUGGUAUCGAGGUGGGCACUACCGGAGCCGCUACCAGGACGGAGUGUACUGGGCCGAAUUCAGAGGGGGUUCUUACUCACUGAAGAAGGUGGUGAUGAUGAUCAGGCCCAAUCCCAACACGUUCCACUAGGAGCCAGAGCCACAGGCCGCCUCACGACGACGUA
Messenger RNA from Erpetoichthys calabaricus (reedfish), 2026 nucleotides. It is a transcript of the gene angptl2b, whose product is annotated as angiopoietin-like 2b. Bases 493 to 1992 code for a protein of 499 amino acids. The record is from RefSeq and is a predicted model, not a curated record. The transcript is spliced from 5 exons. NCBI's taxonomy places the organism in Eukaryota, Metazoa, Chordata, Cladistia, Polypteriformes, Polypteridae.